Messenger RNA from Schizosaccharomyces japonicus yFS275, 6425 nucleotides. RefSeq lists its product as hypothetical. Lineage: Eukaryota; Fungi; Ascomycota; Schizosaccharomycetes; Schizosaccharomycetales; Schizosaccharomycetaceae. The transcript has a single exon. The record is from RefSeq and is a predicted model, not a curated record. The coding region runs from base 3382 to 5982 and encodes 866 amino acids.
ACGCUUCUCCAGUUCGAUGGAGAUACGUUCGCGCUUCUUGACCAAUUUCUCGUGAUCCUCAACGGCCUUCACUUCUGCGUCAUGGAGACGCUUGUUUGUUACUUUCUGCCAAGUGUUAGUGAGAUACGGAGCUUUUGUUCGUGGACCUACAAUGUAUCCUUGCAUUCGUUGGACUAUACAGUCCAUUCCUUUCGAGUAUAACUCCAGCAAUUGCUCUAGCGUCACGACGGUCUCGGUGAGCUCGUCAUUUUCUGCUUUUAAAGUCGAGUUCUCGCGUUGUAGACGCGUCAAUUCGUUUUCUGAACAAUGUUGCGUAUAAGUGUCUAGCCGACUCUACACAGCGACAUUGAAUGUCAGCAUUUCUGGAAACAUGUCCUCGGAUGUAACACGUCGUAAAGAGUGUUCUCAUACCUUGAGAGCGUCUGCGUGCUUUCUCAAAUAAUGGUAGUGCUCUGUGCUAGCCUGCAGCUGUGCUUGCAGCUUGUUGACAAAGUCCUGAAGGACGUUUUGCUCGCCGUCUGUGAUAUUCAUGUUAAAGGCCAGGAGUAACUGUGGAGGGAGCGAUGACUUUAGCGACCGUUAAGCGACAUACGCGAGAAUGCGAUUUCGAGAAGAAAAAACAGCAAUUGUGCGGACCAGCGCUUUCGUUGGCCUCAAAGACGCCUCAGACGCUACAGCAGAAGUCUGAGAUACGCGAGAAGCAGUGCUCCAGAACUAUACUCGUGUGUUAGCAAUUCGUUGCAAAGGUGAACAUCGAAGCUUGUCACAGAACAACAUAAAAACACAGAAAGCUCAUUGAUUUUGGCCUUCUGCAUACAUACCCGGUAAUAAUUCCUAGCAGCCAUUGAAGCGUCUGGCUUUUUAAGCUGGCGAAUUGCAUACGCAAGUGAGAAGCCUCUGUAUGCACUCGAGCAGAUACUUCUCGCACUUCGAGGUCUUGGGCAGAAGCUUCGUCUCGGUUGUGGAUGCGUUCAGUGAGCAUCUUCAGCCUUGCAUCUGCAAGCAGCGUAUGGAUCCGGUCUUCGAAGGAUGUACGCAAACGUUCUACAUCUGUCGAAAGUCGCUCCAGCUCUGUGUGCAACACGGUCAUUUCUUCUCGUUCAAUGCUUUGCAGAUCGCUUCUAAGAUGUGCAAAGUCUACUUUCUGCUGGUAAAUCGCACGCUCUUGCUGUUCUCUGCUCACAAACUGUCUUGCAUUCCUUUCGUUUCUAAAAAACUCGUUAACGUCUACUUUGGAUUCAUCAAUUCAGUACGACUAAGGCUUACGUUUUCGUGAAAACAUCGUGCACUGUCCUCAUAAUACUAUUAGCUUCUACAGGCGUCCAUCCGGCCGCCUCGAGUCCACGAACAAAUUUGAGUGUGUCAAACGCGUGAAAUGACCUUUGAUCAGCUACAUUCAAAGGUCGUAUACUGUAUCGUCCCCACAGGAUUCCCCUAUGCAGUCGUUGUACAGUUUUCAGCCCGACUAACAUUGUUUAUAUCAUCAGCCGCAGUUUUCGUGCUCUGAGGUGUAGUGCUGGAGUCCGACUUUUUCUUCUGGGCCUUUAUUGUUUUGCAUCGAUCAGCAUCCAAUGCUUGUUCAUGAGACGUCAAAGCUGUGGCCAUAGAAAGCAAUGCAUCCUUGGUGUAAUGAGCGUCGUUUCCAGCAUUAUGAAGUCCAAAUGGAAUGACAGAUAGACUACUCAGUAGUUUGUUCAAGCCAAUAAGUUGGUUAUGAACAACACCGAGACAGGUGUACGAGUAAAAUCGGUACACAUCCUGGGUGUCAACUAAAGCAACAUGCGGUGGUAUCUCAAUUCUCAGCUUCCCCAAGUACUUCAACUCGUUCCUGAGGCCAUGUGCCACGACAACAAGAUUGGGUAACCGCAGGUAGCCUGUAAGUACUUCACAGAGCUGUCGUCUUCCAAUAAUGAUGGAUUCUCCGAAUUUAAAAUGUUCUGAGUGAUCUGCAACAAAUCUUCCAUUUUUCAAAUGCAAAUAAUCUCGGACACGAUAAUGAUAAGUUUUCCAAGACUUUUUCCGAAACAAACAUACUCCUGCUUCUGUAACAAGGUCCUGAUUACGCUCAUACGCUUCAAAAUCCAGCACGAGAACAUUUGCAUUUUUGGAACUAUAAAUGUAUUUAAACAAUUCAUACGCUCUCCUCCCUUUGUUAAUCUGAGCCAAUGUUUUCUCGUUCAUCUUGUUUCUUUCAAAGAAUAGGGUCUUGUUGAAAACACCUCUUCUCCUAAUUCCGAGCCUUCCGGUGGGAUUGCUGGUACUUGCAAGAGAAAAAUUUACUAUUGCUUAGCAGAUGAAUCUGGCUAAUCCAGCGAACUAUUUCUAGAACUGAAGAGUCAUUAUAAAAGGGAGAAGCAACUGCCUCAUACCCAUUCCUCCAUGCGUAUUGUCCGAGUUCAAUAUUGCUUGUUUUCUGAAAGUGAAAGAGUUUAAGCGAUGAAUAACAUGGAGGUUUAUUGGUCGUUAAAUGAUCGUUUUUAAUUUAAGCAUUCUGGUACGCAAAGCUGCCGGUUUUAAUUACGCGAAUUGGGUGACACCAAUUUGAAGUGAAAGACCAGUAUUCGGCUGUCACGACUAUUGAAAAGUUGUUCAAGUCCGUAUUGAGUUGCUGCAUUUGUCCCUCUAGCUUUUCCAUCCGUCAGGAGUAUCUAUUUCGUUCGUUUGAAUUCGCACCGAUUGCAUGAAUAGGCUCAAUUUACAUUUACUGCAGUCAUCAUCAAUUACAAUUGCCCCUAUACAACUUCAAAAAAAUUAAAUAGGGACUAAUUGGCCGAAGGUUGCACUUCUGUUAUAAAAGUUCUGAUGUCAACAUGCACUUACUGCACAGGAAUGAGUUGAACUGAUGGUUUGUUAAUUAAUUAUCUUAUGAUAAUUGAGUAAUGGCUCAAUACCGUCUUUGAGCAGCUGCUAUUCGUUAACAUUUGUUUACAUGUAAGUCAAUAAACAAAAUGUAAACAAACAGAAUAUGAGGUAUAAAUAGAUGUUUCAGACCUACACGCUACUCUAUAUUUACCUACUUCUGUAUUGGUAUUUAAUUUCUACUGCUCGUUCUGUGGAUAUAACUUUCGACUCAGUUUCCCAUUUGAGCAACUCAUCAACGAAAUAAGUUGCUCUCUUUAUUAUACAGUAUAAAACUGCUUCAUUGUUGGUCUUGAAGACGCCGCAGAAGCAGCGAUAUAGCUCUGUUUACACUUGUACAUUCGUACUCAAGCAGACUAUAAACAUUUUCAUUCCAUUAUUUACACUUUUUUUCGAUUGUCUUUACUAGCCUUGAGGAUUUAAUCUUCGUGCUAUCCAUUUUGCAACGCGAUCUCUAAUUGUGUUUGAUUACCGUUGAACUUAUUCUCAGCAUUACACUUUUUGCUACUGUACUAUUAUUCCAUGAUGCCUUCAAUUGCCAAUUGUUACGCAGCGUUACACGUUACUCUUGUAUAUGCUCUUAUUACCGACUUGUUUAUUUUCAGAGCAUCCACAACUCUCUGCGGUUUUAAAUGCAUGAUAUGGUUCUUCCGAAACAUUUUGAACGAAAUUUCACACUUUAGUCGGUUUAAAGAUUGCACUCGUUCGAAUACGGAGAAACUUACGAAUCGGUUGCUGUCAUUCGUUUUCACUUGUCACUUACAACUGAGUUCUUGCUUUCCAGUGCUAAGCUCCUUUGAUAUAGAAUGGGCACUAUCAUUUUUGCGGAAUACACUUAAUGAGUCAAUUCCAAUCUUGUUUAUGGCGUUUGUCGUUUUGAAAACAAUGGCAAGCGCCGUCUUUAAAUUCUUGAGGGAAGCAAAGACAAUUAUUUUUGAAAACGUCGAAACUUUGAGCGAGAAUGAAUCAAAUCUAAUUUUGGAUAAACUCGCACCAGUCGAUUUAUUCUCUCCGCUGAACUUAAUCGUGGGCAGUGAACCCAAGAAUCUACGUGAAGAAUCAAGAAGCUUUAUGAGUAAUCGCCUAAAAAGAAAAAUUGCCAGAAGGCGAUUUAAAAGAGUUGUUCAUGAGCUUACACCUAUCCCCGAGGAGCUUGACGCUGAUUAUGAAUCCAAAACAGCAAUGAGAACUACAGACACUUCACUGGAUGAUGCUACAAAUCGAUUUCUAAAGACGACUGAAUUAGAUUUGAACACAUCAGAGAAACAGAAUACUGAUUCACCUUCGGAUGUGUUCAUUGUCGACGGUUCUAAUUAUUCAGAUUCUUCAGACACAGCUAACAACUCCUGUACGCUCACAGAUUCGUCGAAUCAACAUUCAAAUGCCGUUGAGGCCAAUAUUUCAAAUGACCGUCACCUUAUGAUUGAUCUUAAUGUAUUCGUGUCAAAGAUUAACAGUGCUUUACGGCAAGGCAUCCCCACCGAAGUAACCCUUCUUAAAGCGGGUACUGAUUCUAAUUCCACGAUGAAUGGAAUACUUAAAACUGACGAAGACGAUGUGAAUUUGAUGUCUGAGAACGAGUCACUCAAUCGUUGUCAUACAAGGGUUAUUACUGAAGAAACUGAAAUCACAUCCAGUGCUGCUUCCACUGAAGCUACUAAUUCUACUAUUCAAAGCCCAUGCGAAAAUGGAAAACCUAAAUUACGAGAAAUGGUAGAGGAUGAACAAUAUCCUAUUCCUCGACCAAAUUAUGAUGGGGUAUUUGAACGGCUUCCUCGAACACGCGAUCUUUGUGCCGAUGAUUUUGAAAAUCAACUUGAUGACGAUCUUAAUUCAGCUCAUGGAGAUGAUCUUUCGGAAGAUUACAAGCAACCUGACGAAAACGAAUAUCGAGAGGUCAAACAGAAAGAGGAGUCCGGACACUUGAUUUCAGGAAGCUCACGUAACAGCAGCAGUCUUCCCCUUCAGCAGCCAGAAGAGACUAUACUUCCAAUUGAAAACGAAGUUGUUAAUCAAGAAAUUAAUGAUCUCGACUCUAGUGAUCCGUCUCCUUGUGCGAUUAAAAAAGAGAAGAUUCCCCCAAGAGCACAAAAUCAGACGCCAAGUGUAGUUUUUCAGCCAAAGGACUUUGAUAUUCGUGUUAUUCCUCUUGGUGUGCCAACCCAACGAUUUGAUUUUGAACUGAAGCAGGAUUUGAAUCGUUAUAUAAACAAGAUGGAGGAAGCCACAAUGCUUUACAAACGACUGCUAGACGAAGUCGUAUCUGGAAAGAUUCUCGAUCAUGAUCUUUACCAGGACAAACUGAUUCAGAUUCGCAGGGCCGUUGGCUCACACCACACUUACAAUGUUCUUCUUUACCACAGACUCUCUCUUUUCAUCAACUGUGCUUCUUCAUAUUCGGCACUCCUGCGGCCAAUUUAUGGGCUUUGUCACGAACUUCUUGAAUUCCGCGAUAUGUACGAUUUUGUCGGAAAUCCCAACCAUGGGUUCAUUGGGGCUAGCGUGUUUGUCGAGCGUAUGAACUAUAUCCUCCGACUUAUGCAAGACUAUCGCUUAUUUCUGGAUGCGAAAGAAGUCCAGACUUACAUGCAGGCAAAGAAAGCCGAAUCUUACCGUGCCGCUGAGGAAGUUCAGCUGCAGACCAUGAACGGAACUUCUGCAUACGCACUUCAAGCAUAUCGCUAUAACCAAAAUUUUCAACCGGCACCAGUUUGCAGAUAUGGUGAGUACGACAACAUUGCUCAAGUGAAUCCCCCUCCUGGAUUUGGUUAUGCUACACCAGUGAAGCAACAACCUAUACAAGAAGUUACAUUUCAAGCAGCAAAUGCCAAUCGAGAAGGUCAAUAUCAAUAUCUGAGAACAGGUUUCGGACAAUGCAUUCAGGAGCAACAGUCUCCUGAAAAGAACAUUAACCCGACUGAGGAAACGCAAAAAGAAGAACCAUUUGACGAGGAAGAAGAUGUCUAUGGUGGUGUUCAAUUGGAUAGAAUGGCACCGUUUAAACCUCCUGUUGAUUUUACAGGGGAAGAAGAAAACGUUUCUCCCCUACCAAAGAAUGGGCCUGCCAUUUUACAGAGAAAUGUGACCCAGAACCCAUUCACUGUUUUCGCACGUCCACGUUGAUAAUCUUAUCCUGUUCACGUUUCUUUUUGAGGAGCAUGAAGGAUGAAAAGCUAAGGAUACUUGUUCAAAAAUUUUGUCCCUCUCUGUCUCUUUUCCCCUCUUUUUAAUCUCUUUCUCUUUCUUUUUUUGUUUUCUACCUUCUUUCUCUCUCCCUCCUCUUGUCUUUUUCAAUGUAUUUGAGAAGCAAUUGACGGUCUUUCAAUCGACUUUAUGGUUGUUUUCUAAAGCAACGAAUAACCACUAGGGGCAACUUCUUGUAAUACUGUACUGUUAUGUUCUUUAGGGCUACGGCCAUUAAUUAUCAGCUUGCAUCCCGAUAGCAAUGAGUUUUUAAUGAAAUGUGUAACAUCAAAUACGACUUGGCUUGUUCGCGAAUUCAAUUCCGAUAUAAAUUUAGUCUCCCCUUCAAUAUGACGAGCCCAGGUUUAUCUAUAGCGCCUCAG